This is a messenger RNA of Aedes albopictus (Asian tiger mosquito), 1806 nucleotides long. Its product is annotated as zinc finger protein with KRAB and SCAN domains 7-like. The transcript is spliced from 2 exons. NCBI's taxonomy places the organism in Eukaryota, Metazoa, Arthropoda, Insecta, Diptera, Culicidae. Gene Ontology annotation, cellular component: nucleus. Gene Ontology annotation, biological process: regulation of transcription by RNA polymerase II. Bases 201 to 1682 code for a protein of 493 amino acids. The record is from RefSeq and is a predicted model, not a curated record. Gene Ontology annotation, molecular function: RNA polymerase II cis-regulatory region sequence-specific DNA binding; DNA-binding transcription activator activity, RNA polymerase II-specific.
GUCAACAAAGGGGCAAGAAGAAAAUAUAAAAUAUCAACAAAAUCUGCAAAAUUUACAGUGAAAUUUUAAAAGAAUAAUAAAUUGUUACUAAAAUAUUUCUAAAAAUGACUCUAAAUUAUCAUUGAAGUGACACUAAAGUCGUAUUGUGCUAGUUCAAAGUGAAGUUUCGUGGCAAAAAUCGCACCGCACCCGGAUUUCCAAUGGAAUCAAUAUUCGUGAACCACCCACAACAGCAGCAGGCGCAGCUGGACGAGGAUCCGGAUGUUUUGGCCGAGGACAACACCAGACCCUCGCUGCCGGAAGAUUUUCCAAACUUUCGAGAUUUCCAAAUCGAGAAAAUGGUGCUCUACUUUCGGGUGGUAACCGACGGGUCGGAACAGCGGCUUCGGCUCGGGUUCAAGUGCAAGCUGUGCGGGGAGGUGUUCAACAAGACCAUGCAACUGCUCGGGCACAUUCGGAACCACUUCGAGGAUAAUCACAUAUGCAAGGAUUGUGGGAAGUACUUCUUCGAUACGAACAAGCUUCUGAUUCAUAAGAGGGCAAAACAUACCCAACCACUGAAAUGCCAACUGGGAUGCUUGAGCUACACCACAUCCAACAUCAAAUGUCUACAGACGCACUACCUGCGACAUCACUGUAUAAAAAUACGUCCUAAGGAUAUGAAAAAGAUGGAAGACGUUGUCAGUCCACAACAAUAUCGACUGACCACAAUGGGCACCAGCGAAAGUAAAACAAAAACGCAGCGGGAGGCCUUGGCAGAUCAGCAGCGAUCGCUUUCCCAUGCGGUACAGCGAUCACAGCAAUCGAAACCACCGGAGACCGAAGACGAUGAGGUGGACGAUGCGGAAGAUCAGGAUGUGGAUCAGGACGAGGACGAGGAAUUCGACGAACCGGAGGAUUACGGGCAAACGGUGGAAUGCUGCGUCUGUGAUGUGUACAUUCCAACCGAAGAGGACCUAAAAGUUCACGAGCAGACCCACAGUAGUCCGUACACCUGUAAGAUUUGUUUCACGGUCUACGAUCAACUGGCCGACGCUCGAAGUCACUACGAUGCGCAUGAGAAAACGCAAGUCAUGCAGAAUCCAGUACAACUGCAAACGGUUACUUAUACACCGGCAGUAAGCAUCCAGCAUCAACCGCAGCAGGCUUCCGUUCCCAUAGUAACCACUUCCUGCCAACAGCAACAGCAGGCUCCUAAUAUGACAACCAUGCUGAUCAUGCACAACGGAACACCCAUGUUGGUACCGGUUCAGACGUUCGACAGCAGUCAGCUGGUUCAGGCCUACCCAACGCACACAAUUCCGACGCAGCUUAGCGCCCAACCCACGGUGGCAACAGGAGCGACCACAAUCACUCCCAUAACGACCGCCUGGCCCAUCAACCACCUACUUCCGGUAAACAAUCAAAUCGAAAUCAUUCCAAUACAUCCGGCACAGACCGUGGGGGGAGGAGCACAUCCAGCGACAACCCUCAAUCCGAUCCCCAUCCAGAACUGUGUUCCGCAGGCCGCGGGAGCGGCUAGCGGAGGGAUCGUCAUCACCCCGGUAACGACGAUCGAUCAACAUCACUACUUGAGGCAACAGCAGGCCUUGCAGGCGCAACUACAGUUGCAACAACAACAACAGCUGCAGUUGCGUCAACAGCCACAACAACAGCAGUAUCAUCAGUCUCCAACGCAGUAGGCUUUCCGGUAAGUUUCUACGCUUUGUGGGACACAAGGGAAAAAGUAUCAAACAAUUGUCGUAAUUUUUUAGAACGCUUUUCAAGGACUAAGUUAUUCUUUUUUGUUUAAUAGUUUAUUGCUAU